AUGAGAAUGCUGCGCAAGCAAAUGAUGCUCAGCAUUUGGCAUGCUCUGCUGACGUGCCUGCUCUGGUGUCCUGUGCCGCUUUCCGCUGAGGUAGCCUGCGAGGCAGAACUGGCAUCCCUGAUACAGCAUGCUGCCAGGGCGUCAGCGAACAGCACGUCCAUCCCAAAGGUCAUCUACAUGUACUGGCAACAAGGAUGGCCUUCAAGCACCGCGAAUGUGUCGCUGAAUCUGGUCCGAUCGAGUUGGGAGUUCUUCAAUCCAGAGUUCAAGCUCGUACAGCUAAACCGCACGUCUGCAGACGAGCUGACGAAUCGAAGUGCCUACAUUCCGCAGGACAUCUUCAGCAAAUUGGGUGCACAGCAUCGAGCGGAUGUGUAUAGGAGCCUGCUGCUAUACAAGUAUGGAGGAGUUUGGGCAGAUGCAAGCCUUUUCUGCAACGCACCUCUCACAAGCUGGCUAGACAUGAACAGCAAGGAUCUGAUUGCUUUCCGGCGCGACGAUGGAAAUUUCGGUUCACCGAAGCAGAAGGCUGGCCUUUAUCCCAUGGUUUCUAACUGGUUCCUGGCAGCUCCGCCGCAGUCGCACAUGAUGUCCGAGAUGGUAAAAGUUAUCAGUAACCCUAGUGAGCAGUGGCGACUUGGAUCGGAAUACCACUGGAUGCACCGCAUCUUCGCCGAAAUGGCUGGCCGUGAUCCCUACGUGUUCAAACGAAUCGAAGAAGAUUUUCCAACUGCGGACUGGCCACAUGGUUUCCGCAAGGAUUGGAGGGAAAAUGCCUUGGUUCUGAAGAGGAUCGCCAACAACUAUCUGAUGCCGUUCUUCCCUCAGUUCAUGGCGUGCUGUGAUGCCACAGGACUUCGCAAGAUCACAUCCGCUGCAUGCAUGGCGCUGAACUGUAGCAAACCCUCUGUGAACAUCCCUUACCCGCUCAAAAAAGGAGCUAGGCCCCAACCUUCGCACGUGCAGGUGGGUAGCUUGAGAUUACAACAGGUUAAGGGUUGA
Molecule: messenger RNA, 1002 nt
Organism: Symbiodinium pilosum
Lineage: Eukaryota; Dinophyceae; Suessiales; Symbiodiniaceae
Source: the annotation of a GenBank genome assembly